Messenger RNA from Hyla sarda, 1305 nucleotides. RefSeq names its product Rho family GTPase 2 (gene RND2). The transcript has 5 exons. The coding region runs from base 40 to 810 and encodes 256 amino acids. Gene Ontology annotation, molecular function: GTPase activity; GTP binding. Gene Ontology annotation, biological process: small GTPase-mediated signal transduction. NCBI's taxonomy places the organism in Eukaryota, Metazoa, Chordata, Amphibia, Anura, Hylidae. The record is from RefSeq and is a predicted model, not a curated record.
CAGUGCAGGAGGAUGUUGGGAGGCUGAGGACCGUCGUGCAUGUGUGGACUGUACCGGGGGGCUCUGUUCCGCUGGCCCGGGGGGGUCUUCAUGAGGGAGGAGAGGGCGGAGGACACCGGGGACACAAUGGAUAAGACGAUGUCUCGGUGUAAGAUCGUGGUGGUCGGGGACACUCAGUGCGGGAAGACGGCUCUGCUGCAUGUGUUCGCGAAGGACUGCUACCCGGAGAAUUACGUCCCGACUGUUUUUGAGAACUACACGGCCAGCUUCGAGAUAGACAAGCAGAGAAUCGAGCUCAACAUGUGGGACACGUCUGGCUCAGCGUAUUACGACAAUGUCCGUCCUCUGGCGUACCCCGAAUCCGAUGCUGUACUCAUUUGUUUCGAUAUCAGCCGUCCGGAAACUUUAGACAGUGUAUUAAAAAAGUGGCAAGGUGAAACUCAGGAGUUCUGCCCAAGUGCCAAGGUCAUCCUCGUAGGCUGCAAACUCGACAUGCGGACAGACCUGAACACUUUACGGGAACUGUCCAAGCAGAGACUCAUCCCGGUCACGCAUGAACAGGGCAGCACUCAGGCCCGUCAGAUUGGCGCCGUGGCCUACGUAGAAUGUUCCUCCAAGGUGUCGGAGAACAGCGUGCGGGACGUCUUUCACGUCACCACCUUGGCUUCCGUCAACCGCAUCCACAAGAACCUCAAACGCAGCAACUCCAAGAGGGGACUGAAACGCGUCUCGCAGCUACCUGGACGGACUGAACUGUUAAGCGAGACGGAAAUACGCAAAGACCGCGCCAAGAGCUGCUCUAUUAUGUGAAAACGCGCCUACCGGCUGUAAAUAGAGGCGCGUAGAGGCUCCGGCCUACACGGUAAUACGGGCGUCUAAUCCACAGAGAUGGCAGCUUUUUUUUUUUUGCUUUUUGCCCGGCGUUCUGUAACCAUAGAUAGACGCCGGCCCAUGACUGUUACGGUUAUUUCUGGAUCUGCCAUAGGGUUAAAAAAAAAAACGAAAAACUCAUUGAAAAUGCAAAUCAAUGGCGAUAUAAACAGCGAAUUAACAAGUAACAGCGCGUUGAGUUUGCUUUUGUCCUGCUGAUUCUGUCCCCAUCAAUGUAUUUAUAUGCGCACACAGUUCACGCCCAUUGUACAGAGAGAGGAGGAGCCUAUGUUACGUGUGUAUAUAUGUAUGUAUGUUUAUAUGUAUAUAUACACACAGAAUGACGCACAUUGUGUUCAGGAGAGGUGUGGAGGGUUGUGAGAAUUGAAGCAUCGUUGUAAUCCAAAAGUAUAAUAAAAAAUCAAUUUAUUGUUA